Funneliformis mosseae is the source of this 1267-nucleotide messenger RNA. The record is from the annotation of a GenBank genome assembly. Lineage: Eukaryota; Fungi; Glomeromycota; Glomeromycetes; Glomerales; Glomeraceae.
AUGGACAAGGGCAUCGAUGAAAGAUUAUUAAAAUUCAUUUUUGAGAGAAGGUUGGGUGUCGAAAAUGUGUUGAAUCCUAUUAAACUUCAUUCAUAUUUUUGGAAACAUAGUUCUUCCAUUCUCGCCGAAUUGGCUUUGGCUAAAAUGAUCCCUGACAUCAUCAUACAAAUUGAGGGAGAAAAUGAUGAGGAUAACUUAUUAUCCGAUGUUGGUUUUGAGAAAUAUCUUGUUGAAAAGGUCAUACAAGAUCUUUUAUAUAGGAUCACCACCACGAAGGAUCGAGAGAGAUUAAAGAAUAAGUUCAUACUUGAAAAAUGGCAAUAUGAAGUGACCAAAGUGUUAUCAUUAUGUGAAAAGAUCAACGUGACUUCUAAAUUAUAUUCAUUACGAUUACUUCGAAUUUGUAAUGAUAUCUUGAUAACCAAAUCCAUCCCAUUAGAAAAUAUUAAACAGAUUAUUAAUUACGCUCAACACCAAAAGAUUGCUUCUUCUGACAUUGAAUUACAGGAGCUUGCAUACACAUUAUUUUAUCAUAGUAAUAAUCAAACUCAAUUUGACCAAAUCUUCCAACAAUAUAAUGACAAGUCGCCAAAUCUAUCAAACAAAUUAUUAUUAUUUGGAAUCGUAAUGUCCAAAUUCCAUUCGAUUAGAGCUUCAAGGGAAUGGAAUCAGAAUGAGAGAGUCAUUUCCCAACAAUUUAGUAAUCGACUUGUUAAUUUAACCACCAUCCCAGAGAAGGUUAAGGCGACCAUUCUAAAUGUUUUAGCGAACACGCAAUCAUUAUUAAAAAUUAAUCAAGGAAUUUCAAAUGAUGAAUUAUUAAUGAAAUCGGUUUUGACUCAUAUAAUUGGAUUACAUACACUGCUUGAGCCGCAAGCCACCCCAUUAUCCAUGUAUAUGCAUAGAAUUGGAGAUGCUCAAAAUACUUUUGUGUUAACAUGUCAAUCGGAUAUUGAAACAGAAAGUGAAAAAGAAACUCAUAGACUAGUUGAUUAUAUGACUGAUAUGUCUCUUAACCUUUGGCCUAGUAAUAAUGAUAUAGAAGAGAUUUUGAAUCAGUUGUUUCCUCAUAAUCUUUUAGUAUCCAAUUCUUUAGCAUCUUAUGAAUACGUUUUACAGAAAAAGAAAUCCAUGGGUAUUAAUAGUAAUAAACCUAUUAUGAUAAAUACCUUUAAUUCACAAACAAUCACUUCUUCUAACUUGAAUACUUUAUCAAGUCCAACUCAAUCAAUUCAUUCUUCAAGAAAAGGAAAAAAAGUUGAUAGAA